AUGGUUUCAAUUUAUGCCCUCACAAUCGUAUUUCUCAAAACGAUACUCGCCCUUGGCGGUGAUGGUCGCAAUGAAAUUACCGUGGGUGCAAUUUUCUAUGAAAAUGAAAAGGAUAUUGAACUCAGCUUCGAUCAGGCAUUCCGCGAGGUCAACAACCUGAAAUUUGCCGAGCUGCGAUUUGUCACCAUCAAGCGGUAUAUGCCCACCAACGAUAGUUUUUUACUGCAGCAGAUUACUUGUGAACUGAUUUCCAAUGGCGUUGCGGCUAUUUUCGGACCAAGUUCAAAGGCGGCUAGUGAUAUUGUUGCGCAAAUUGCCAACACGACCGGCAUUCCACACAUAGAGUACGAUUUGAAGUUGGAGGCCACGAAGCAGGAGCAGCUCAACCACCAGAUGUCCGUCAGUGUGGCACCUUCCCUGUCUGUCCUAUCCCGAGCCUACUUUGAGAUCAUCAAGACCAACUACGAGUGGCGAACCUUCACCCUGAUCUAUGAAACGCCAGAGGGUCUGGCGCGUUUACAAGAUCUUAUGAAUAUUCAGGCUCUAACAGUACUUUGUAAACUCAGAAAUUUGGCUGACUAUGCCGAGGAUUAUAGAGUCCUUUGGAAAGAAGCAGAUGAGACUUUCCACGAGCAGCGCAUAAUUUUGGAUUGUGAGCCAAAAACCCUAAAGGAGUUGUUAAAGGUAUCCAUGGACUUUAAGCUGCAGGGUCCAUUUAGAAACUGGUUUCUCACGCAUCUGGAUACACACAGUUCGGGUUGAAGGACAUCUACAACUCAAUUUAAGGCCAAUAUUACCUCAGUGCGAUUGAAAUUAGUGGAUCCAAAUCCUUUUGAGAGAAAGAAGACACGUAUAAGCAUGGUGGAUCAAAUUCUGAGAAAUCAAACCAUGUUGCCAGUUCUUAUAUACGAUGCUGUGGUGCUCUUUGCCAGCUCGGCCAGAAAUGUGAUUGCAGCCAUGCAACCGUAUCAUCCUCCCAAUAGACAUUGUGGCAGUCCUAGUCCCUGGAUGCUGGCCUUUAUUGUCAAUGAAAUGAAGACGAUCUCGGAGGAUGACGUGGAGCCACAUUUCAGGACGGAGAACAUGAAGUUCAAUGAGUAUGGACAGCGCACUCACUUCAAUCUGGAUUACAAGCCCACUGUUAAUGAGCCCAUGAUGGUUUGGACUCCCGACAAUGGGAUAAAGACACGACGCCUCAACCUGGAACUGGAGAGCUCUGGUGCCACGCCGGAUUUCUCAGAGCAGCGAAAGGUUUACACGGUGGUCACGCUCGAGGAGCCCUAUUUUAUGAUGAAAGAGGAUCAUGAAAACUUUAGAGGCAGGGAAAAGUACGAGGGCUAUGCCGUGGAUCUCAUAAGUAAGCUAUCCGAACUGAUGGAGUUCGACUACGAGUUCAUGAUCGUCAAUGGUAAUGGCAAAUAUAAUCCAGAGACCAAGCAAUGGGACGGCAUCAUUCGCAAGCUGAUUGAUCAUCAUGCUCAGAUAGGUGUCUGUGACCUGACCAUCACUCAAUUGCGAAGAUCUGUGGUGGACUUUACGGUACCCUUUAUGCAACUGGGCAUUAGCAUUCUGCACUACAAAGUCCUCCCGAGCCAAAGAAUCAUUUGCCUUUUGGAACCCUUUGCCUUGGAAGUCUGGAUUUAUAUGAUCUUUGCCCAGCUUGUGAUGACUCUGGCCUUUGUGUUUAUAGCCAGACUAUCCUAUCGCGAGUGGCUACCUCCGAAUCCAGCUAUUCAAGAUCCCGAUGAACUGGAGAAUAUCUGGAAUGUGAAUAACUCGACUUGGUUGAUGGUGGGUUCCAUUAUGCAACAGGGUUGCGACAUACUGCCAAGAGGUCCUCAUAUGCGUAUUCUUACGGGAAUGUGGUGGUUCUUUGCCCUGAUGAUGCUCAGUACUUAUACGGCCAACUUGGCUGCCUUUUUGACCAGCAACAAGUGGCAGAGCAUCAAGAGCUUACAGGAUCUCAUCGAACAGGAUGAGGUGAGCUUUGGCAGUAUGCGCGGUGGCAGCACCUCUCUGUUCUUCUCCGAAUCCAACGAUACCGAUUACCAGCGGGCUUGGAACCAAAUGAAGGACUUUAAUCCCUCCGCCUUUACAAGUACAAACAAAGAGGGCGUGGCUCGAGUGCGAAGAAAGGGCGACUAUGCUUUCUUAAUGGAGACCACCAGUCUAACGUAUAAUGGACGGAAUUGUGAUCUAACCCAGAUUGGCGAGCAGAUCGAGAAGCAUUACGGCCUGGCAGUGCCAUUGGGUGCCGAUUACCGAACCAACCUUAGCGUAUCCAUUCUCCAACUCAGCGAGAAGGGAGAGCUGUACAAGAUGAAGAACAAGUGGUGGAAGAAGCAUAAUGUCACCUGUGACUCCUUUCAUGAAGUGGAUGGCGAUGAGCUAUCUAUUAUCGAGCUGGGUGGUGUUUUUCUGGUCCUGGCUGGCGGAGUCCUUACUGGCGGUCUGGGUAUCUUUGAGUUCCUCUGGAAUGUGCAGCAUGUGGCAGUGGAGGAGCGGGUGACCCCAUGGCAAGCCUUGAAAGCGGAACUGGCUUUUGCUCUCAAGUUCUGGGUACAAAAGCCCAUGAGGAUCUCCAGCAGCAGUGACAAGUCCUCGUCGAGAAGGUCCUCGGGAUCCAGGCGUAGCUCCAAGGAAAAGACCCGCAGCAAGACGGCUAGUUAGGAGCUCUGGAAAUAUAUUUGUCAGCGCCUCUUGAAGCUGAAUUAAAGCAU
This is a messenger RNA of Drosophila serrata, 2720 nucleotides long. It is a transcript of the gene GluRIIA, whose product is annotated as Glutamate receptor IIA. The record is from RefSeq and is a predicted model, not a curated record. Gene Ontology annotation, cellular component: membrane. Gene Ontology annotation, molecular function: ligand-gated monoatomic ion channel activity. NCBI's taxonomy places the organism in Eukaryota, Metazoa, Arthropoda, Insecta, Diptera, Drosophilidae.